AUAUUUUACAGUUAAGGUCACGUGGGCACGCUAUACGCCGGUCGCCAUCGCGGAAACUAUCUGUUAAUUUCGCUCAAUAUAUCUAUUAAAUUUCGACAUUUUCACUCAAAAACAACGAUCAAAAUGAGUGAUAAAGCCGAAUUAAGCCGUGCAGGGACAAUGGUAGCUACAGCUAAGGAAGGAAAAGCCUUCCUGGAAAAAAAUCUGACCGAAUGGAAGAAACCCUACCUAAUGGACGACAAAAAAGUCGGGAAAAAAGCCAAAAUGGCGAAACAGGGAACUAUGAAAGCAACCGCAAAGGAAGGAAAUGCCCUUCUGGAUUCUGCAGGCCGUCCAGAUGAAGAUGCCCAUACAAGAGGGCAGCAAAAGAAAAUUGAAGAUAUUAAGGGUGAGAAAAAAGGCACUAAAAAAAAGGGAGCCCCUAAGAAAAUGUCAUCCAUGGCUAAAACUGCUGCGGAAGCUAAAGCCCUUGUUGGAAAGGAUUUGGAUUUGUCAGGAGGUCGUCAACUGCGUAAACGUCCUCCAGCGCCCGAAAAAGCUGAAGCUCCACCCAAGAAAGCAAAGGCAAAAGCACCCGCUAAAAAAGCCGAGUUGAAAAAGGAGGGAACUAUGCAGAAAACGGCCAAGGAAGGCAAAGAAUUCCUUAAACGUGGAAGAAAACCAAAAGCUGGGAAGAAUAAAGGUAAAGCCGCAGCCAAGAAGAACGAAAAAGAAAAAGAUGACGAAGAAGAGAAAGAUGAGACCAGUUAACUUUUCACAGAAAAAAAGUGUUAAAAUCCAACAUUGAUGGAUUUAUUUCAAUGUUAUAUAUUAGAUCUCGUCUAUUCAGUAAACCAUACAUUUUCUACUAACAUUAUUAAAAAAAAAAGUAGUAAUAAGUGUGCUUGUGUUUGUUGUGCUUGUGAAAAUUUUUAUUUUCGUUAUUCUGUCUCUAUGUUUAUAGUGACAUGGAAAGUUAGUAUCUUGUAAGUUUCAACAGUUUUUUUUACCAAAAAAAAAAAAAUACAAGCAAUCAGCAUUUUUGAUGGUUUGUUAAUUGUGGUUGUCCACCUCUAUUUCUCAAGAAGACAAGAAAUAUUCGAACAAUACAUUAAAGGCCCAAUAGUGGACAUGCAUAAGCUCCUAUGGCUAAGGAACGAUACAGGAAGUCGAGGAUUACUUGUCAUUAUCACAAACAAUAUACAUUAUAGAGAGGUAGAAGAAAGAAUAAUACGUAAAUAGAAAUAGCACACUGUAACUUUUCAUCAAGUAUAUGAUUUAAUUGAAUAUUCAAUUCCUACCAAAGUAAGGCCAGAUUCACUUUUUCUUUACAAUUUCUUAUUAACUCGCAUAAUUGUUGUAACAUUCUUAUAUAAUGCUUUAAUCUGGCUCGAUUUGUUUCGCAAAUCUUCUUAACACCGUGAACUUUUUUAACGUCCGGUUGGCCAUCUUCUCUAAGCGGUGUGAUAUCGUAUGCAUUCGCCGAUUUACCCUCGAAAUAGGCGUCUAAAUUUUCUAAUUUCCUUAGUAAAUUAGGAGAUUGUUUAAUUAUGUGACUGCAUACUGUGCUAUACU
Messenger RNA from Dimorphilus gyrociliatus, 1554 nucleotides. The record is from the annotation of a GenBank genome assembly. Lineage: Eukaryota; Metazoa; Annelida; Polychaeta; Dinophilidae.